AUGGAGCUCGGGGACUCCGAGAACCACGAGGAUGGGGACUCAGAGGAGGACACAGCCACGGCUCUCCAACGGCUGGUGGAGCUGACAGCCACCAGGGUGACAUCAGUGAGGAAUCUGCGAGUCCAGUAUCACCUCAUCCGAAAGCUAGGCUCAGGCUCCUACGGCCGAGUACUUCUCGCCCGGCCUCGCCAAGGGGGUGCAGCCGUGGCUCUGAAGCUGUUACGUCGGGACUUGGUCCUGAGAACCACCUUCCUGAGAGAGUUCUGUGUGGGCCGCUGUGUCUCGUCACACCCAGGCCUGCUCCAGACCCUGGCAGGACCCCUGCAGACCCCCCGACACUUUGCCUUUGCACAGGAGUAUGCUCCCUGUGGGGACCUCAGUGGGAUGCUGCAGGAACAGGGACUUCCCGAACUGCUGGUGAAGCGGGUGGUGGCCCAGCUGGCUGGAGCCCUGGACUUCCUCCACAGCCGGGGACUGGUGCACGCUGAUGUGAAGCCAGACAACGUGCUGGUCUUUGACCCUGCCUGCAGCCGUGUGGCCCUAGGAGACCUGGGCCUGACCCGGCCCGAGGGCAGUCCAACUCCCGCCCCCCCAGGGCCCCUGCCCUCCGCCCCACCCGAGCUCUGUCUCCUGCUGCCACCUAAUACCCUGCCCCUGCGACCGUCUUUGGACUCCUGGGGCCUUGGGGUGCUUCUCUUCUGUGCUGCCAUGGCCUGCUUCCCCUGGGAUGUGGCCCUGGCCCCUGACCCAGAGUUUGAGGCCUUUGCUGGCUGGAUGACCACCAGGCCCCAGCCACGUCAACCACCACCCCCUUGGAACCAGUUUGCACCCCCGGCUCUGGCAUUGCUCCAGGGGCUUCUGGACCUGGAUCCUGAGAUGAGGAGCUCCCCACUGGCCAUCCUGAACUUCCUAGGGGAUGACUGGGGGUUGGGGGGGAACAGAGGGAGACCUGGGGGCUUAGGGAAUAUGUCUGGUGAGGAUGGGGAGCAGCAGGAAGAGGGGGGAUCGAGCCUGGAGGAGUUGACAGAGGAGGAGCAGGAGGAUGACAAAGGUGGGGGGAGCAUGGGGACAGAUGAGGAAACUCCCUGA
Messenger RNA from Pteropus alecto (black flying fox), 1089 nucleotides. It is a transcript of the gene SBK3, whose product is annotated as SH3 domain binding kinase family member 3. The coding region runs from base 1 to 1089 and encodes 362 amino acids. Gene Ontology annotation, molecular function: ATP binding; protein serine/threonine kinase activity. Gene Ontology annotation, biological process: protein phosphorylation. The transcript is spliced from 4 exons. The record is from RefSeq and is a predicted model, not a curated record. NCBI's taxonomy places the organism in Eukaryota, Metazoa, Chordata, Mammalia, Chiroptera, Pteropodidae.